Fusarium vanettenii 77-13-4 is the source of this 1446-nucleotide messenger RNA. RefSeq lists its product as uncharacterized. Bases 1 to 1446 code for a protein of 481 amino acids. The record is from RefSeq and is a predicted model, not a curated record. The transcript is spliced from 3 exons. NCBI's taxonomy places the organism in Eukaryota, Fungi, Ascomycota, Sordariomycetes, Hypocreales, Nectriaceae.
AUGGGCGGCAAGGUUUGGUCCACUGAAGAGGAGCGGGUCUUUUGGGAGGUCGUUGUCCCCGUCUCGCCUCACGCUGCCAACCCUGCUAAGCGUCUUUUGACCUGGCCGCAAUGUGCUGAGCUCAUGACUCGAGAGGUUGGAGCCAAUGCCCGUCGCGAGUACACCAACACGAUGCUCUAUGAGCAUCACUAUCAGAACUUCAAGCCCGGCGCCAAGUCCCCCAAGGCCAACCCCUUCUUGGAGAAGCACCUGCGAGACAUUGAAUGGUACAAGGAGAACAAGACUUCGCCCCCUCCUGCUCCCGCUCAAGCUCCUACUUCGGACGACACUUUGACCUCUCUUCUGAACGAGAUCAACAAGCCCAAGCCCAAGGCGAAGCGUGGGCGCAAGGCCGCCCUGCCUGCUUGUGAUGGCCCAGGAGUCGGCGUUGAUUUUAUGUACAAAGCUGCCUAUGGGCGCGAUCUUGCAGAGGAUACGGCGCUGUUCAUGGACUUCCACCACGGCGGACAAGACAGUCUUACCAACGCUGCUACCAACACUACUGUCGACUCUUCUGCCAAGCCCGCUGUUUCCCGUGCUGCUAAGUCAGGGACUACUACAACUCCGGACGCCGCGGACGUGUACAAGUUUAUUACUGAGCGCGGGCUUCCAGGAGGUGGUCUUUCGUUCUUCACGCCCAUCAACCAGGGCGGACGAAACACUGUUGCCAGCUCUUCCGCCAAUCUUGCAGCCAGCACUGCCGCCAGCACUGCUACCAACUCUUUUGCCAAACUUGCUAUCGCCCCUGCUGCCAACUCCUCCGCCAACUCGUUCGCCAACCCUCCUGCCGGCAACUUGGGUUCUGCGCCCGGUCCUCUUGCGUCCGGCCAGCGAAAGCCCUCAAUGGCAAUCCGGCGCCAGGCCAAGGCUACCAAGUUUGCGCAGCCUGUCAGACAGCCAUCUACCUCGCAGGCGCCCGUCACCCAGCCCUCCGGACCCAAUGCUCUUCUCAGCCGCCAGCCUCAGUCUUUCGGGAGUGGCAUUCGUGGCACGACCACAGGAGCUUACCAAGAUGUUCGACGCACUCAGGGACUCACCGCGACCACUACCACCCAAACUCAAGGUUCUUCUUCGUAUGCCCCAUUCUACCAGAACUACGCGACGACUUCUCAGCAGACCCCUACCCGAGCUUCUUACCAGACGUCCACCCAAGCUCCUGGCCAGUCUUCUGUCCAGCUUACUUUCCACACUCCCGCCCCAAGCAAGGAGGAAGGGCCUCUUAGACUGCCCUCUAUUCGUGAGAUGUUCCCUUUCACAUUCACGGGAGGAAAGCAGGAGGUGUUUGCUCGCCAGGUGGCUGAUGCCAUGCUGCAGAGCCGAAAGCGCAGCAUCUCUGUCGAGGAUGAGGAGAUGCCCGCUCCCAAGCGACGACCUCUUCCUGACCACCCCACCCCUCACCAGAACUAG